Messenger RNA from Triplophysa rosa, 6791 nucleotides. RefSeq names its product Cdk5 and Abl enzyme substrate 1 (gene cables1). Bases 3147 to 4745 code for a protein of 532 amino acids. The record is from RefSeq and is a predicted model, not a curated record. The transcript is spliced from 10 exons. Gene Ontology annotation, biological process: regulation of cell cycle; nervous system development. Lineage: Eukaryota; Metazoa; Chordata; Actinopteri; Cypriniformes; Nemacheilidae. Gene Ontology annotation, cellular component: cytosol.
CUCUUGACCACAGAAAACCAACAACAAGAACAUGAGCAUCAGACUGUGUGACGUUGAGGAGCUGAUUCCUCACUGGCAGAAGAAGCUAUCCGUCACAGCAAUGGACUCAGAUUAGCUCCUGACAGUAUAUAAAUCACAAGCUAAAUUGGUAUCUGAUAAAAACCACCUUUACUUUUGCGGUAAUUCCACGCAUUUCUGGAAUACAUGAGUGACGUUAUUGGAUGCCUUGUGUUCUCAAGUUGUUCAAAAAAUAAAACAUCAAAGAUAAGGUUUAAAAAAGGUUUAGUCAAAUCAAAUGAGUCACACGUGUUACUCCUGAAGCCAGCUGAUGAAGAGCAGACAUUUGAUAAUUUACUUUCACUUUCAGUUCCACUAGAUUCCAGCUCAUAUUCUUUGCCAUCAGAAAACCAUCAACGUCAACUCAUCAAAAAAUACUAUUGCGAAUUCAUGUCACUUCCCUCCAGCACGCAGAGGUUGCCACACCGUGUGCAUCAUGACUCACAAUGAGGUGCCAUAAUCACUGGGGGGUAAGGAAGUCCCACACAAACACAGGAAGUGCUGCAUUUCACACGGAGGGACAGAGAGUCUGAGGUCUGUGCCGCUGAUCUGGAGAUGAGAUUAACCUGGCUGAGAGUCGCUUCAUUGUUGCUGGUGACAGCGUAGGCCCUGAAUCCCUUGUGAAAAAUUUUGAAAUUUCGGUCUAUUAAGAGACUAAGGAAGUAAUAAAACAGCACGAAUGUGCAACCAAUUGAAACGCUGUCAAAUUAAGAGCGAAAGUAGUUCUUGUUGUAUUUGCUGUGUGAUGUCGAAAGACUUUGGCUGUCCAACACAAUACUCUUUCAAACGUUUCUUGCCUUUGGUUUUAUCUGGAGUAAACAAUAAUGACAACUAAUUUACCAUAAUCUCACUGUCGUUUGCAUAGUUUAACCAUGAGAUCUGUAGACUAUGUAAACUAUGGUAAUGCAAAUGGUAAUUUACAAAAAAAAUCACAAUUACAACAAUUACAAUUAAAACCAUUUUUCAUGAGGGAGUGACUGAUAUGCAAAUGUUUCUGGCUAUAAUGGAAUGAAAAGAGUGCACGUUUCCAUAUUUAUGGAGUUCCUCAUCUGAGCAUAUCUGUCAUUACCACAACAUAGUUAACUCAUGUUAGAAUAAUGUCAUUGACCCGAGUGCUUCUGACCGUGGAAGGUUAUCAGUGUGGAAGAAUUCUGACCAGAUGACAAUGCAAAUGGACCACCCACUGUUACUGAAGCACUGAUAUUGUAGUCCACCAUUACCUUAACUUCAUUCCCUUUUCUCCCCAUUAUUUUAUAGGGGACCAAUUAGCAAGUUCAGCGCUAUAAUAACAUAUGGUGAGUAUUGACACUGUAAUCAAAUGAGCGAAUGACAGCAGCGGCAGAAAUGAUUUAUUCUUACUGAAAUACAACCUAAAUUUAUUAGAUGCACUAUUCUUUUAUUAUGAGGUGUUUUACAUGUAUUUCUUUUAAUUGCUUCUAUAUACCUAUUGUUGAUUAUACACUACAUAAAUAAUACACAUAUUAUCCACAAAAUAUAUGAUUGAUGGGUGAUUUGCAAUUAACUGGAAUAACUGUACCAUCAUUAAACUGCCUGUGUAAUAGUUAUACAAGAAUCAACCCAGCCAAUAACGUUUUAGAUGGUGUAUAGCUUGUAUAGGAUCACCACUGUCAAGACACUAUUCACAUACUGUACAAACAGCUGAAAAAUGCUUUAUUGUAAAAAUGCACCACACACUUUCAUCUGUUCUUCCUCCUACAUGUCCUCCUGUGAGCUCAGAGAACUGACUGAGUAAGAAUAGAGUAGUAGAGUAGAGAAGAGUAUCUGUUACAAAUGGUAAAUGAACUUGAAUCCACAACAUUUCACCACUGGUUUAUAUCACCUCCCUCAUAGGUUCAUCACAGGAAUCUUUCACACACCACACCAGGAAAUACUUUCUAUGCGCCUUGUUUACACUAUAGCGCCAUCUGGUGGACAUCGAGUGAAAUUCCCUUACUACACCAUGGGGAAUUCUGUAUAAUUGUAAAUGCGAAACUCUUAACAGAUUAAAAAUGCAUCUUCAAAUAAUUAAUUCUUAUUAAAAUGAUUGUAUUCUCUAUAAACGCACCCUCAACGAAUAUCUGUAGCGUUCGAAACUCAAUACAAAACCAUUCAUUUCAUCCUCACGUAUUUCCCAUGAAUAUGUAAUCAAUUUUAUAAACCACUAGAUGUCCCUAUCUCAUCGGAAUAAUUGCGAUCAAUUAUGCAAACCUACAGUACAGUGACAAUUUUUUCUUGUGAUAUAUUGUGGCAUCAUGUGAAAUUUCAUCACUUAUUGUUUUGUAAUGUUGUUAAGAAGACUGUUGUUAAGAACGAAAUGCACUCUAGUUUUAUUAUAUGAUUUUGUUAUAGGCCUAACUAUAAUUCCUACAUAAAAUCGUGUGAUUCGUUUUGUUUUAAAUACACCAUGAAUUUAUAAACAUGAGGUACACAAAAUUAUUUUUAAAAAGUUAAAAAGAUUUUCCCAUUCUCCACCAAACGAAUUGCAGUGAACUUUUGAGCGGUUUGGGUAAAAUGCUAUUUAAAAAAAUAAAGAUGACAAAAGCUUUAACAACGAUCUCUCUUCAUGCGUUAAAUAUUUACUUUUAUGUAAUUUAAAAAUGUCCUGUCCAAGUUGCCUAAAAGGGCGGAACAAGAAAAAAACAAAAAGACCACGUGUUUCAACGAUCUAUUGAAUCACCUACGUAGACAGCAUAAAAAGGUUCACGCGUAGUAGCUCUAAACUAAUUUCAAAAUACGCUGUAUUUCUUUCUACCUACCAGGUUAAAAAUGCUGUCGGGAAUUUAGACAGUAUAAAAACUUGAAUAAAAUCAUUUAACAGAUAUGACGCUGAACUAAAAUGCUGACUAGCUAGGCAGCUCACACUGUUUAGGACACCGCCUAGUUCUCAUGAAUCCCCAUUGGUCAGACUAGCGCUUCCACUGCCACAAUACUGCACACACGUGACCCUGCUUUUCUGUACACACACAGUAAAACACCCAGCUGGCAGUUAAAAGACAACGCCAUGACGUUUUGACCAACAAUCUUACCCCACAUUCACAAAAACACCAUGAACCAUCUCCGUUGACAAACGCACGUUGUUCUGACCCGCGAUGGCAAGCGCGCUGCAGAUGAAACACUCCAGUCUGGAGCACACGCGGAAGCGCGUGAUAGAUCCACGGAGGAGGCAAGCCGCGCUCUCAUUCCUCAGCAACAUCUCUCUGGACGGACGACCCGUGCAGGACGACGGGGAUAAUCGGACGGAGCAGGAUGACAGCUCGGUUUUGGAGGCGAGGACUAGACAGAGCCUGGUUUCUGCAGUGGGCCAGCAGCAGCAGCAGCAGCAGUCGUUGGCCGCAGCAGCGAACCAGGCUCUCAGCAGUGCCCGAGCUGCGGGCUUCGUCAGCGCGACCGCUGCUGCUCCUCCUCUUGCGUGCAGUGCGGAUGUGGAGGGGGAUGCAUGCAGCGCUCAGGUGAUCCAUUCUGUGUUCAGCUCCCCUUUUUCUGCAGUGCCACCGGCUACGAGGGGGAGACUCCAGACGUUCACUCAGGGAAUCCUGCCUGUGUCUUACGCCAGGCAGUCCAGCCAGAACUGCUGCUUGGAGGGGGGACAGAUUGCCAACUCUGCCCUGGAGCUGCAGCGAUCCAGACGGAGACUAAUAUCGCAGAGGUCUUCACUAGAAACUUUGGAGGAUAUUGAGGAGAACGCUCCCCUACGCAGAUGCCGAACUUUAUCAGGUUCACCCCGACCAAAGAGUUUCAAGAAGGUCCACUUCAUCAAAAACAUAAGGCAACACGAUAUGCGCAAUGGAAGGAUAGUCCUUAUCAGUGGCAGAAGAUCCUUCUAUAGUGUUUUUUCUGUCCUGCCCUAUCGAGAUUGUAGCCAAACAGGGGAUGUGAAGGCAGAAAGCGGACGCCAACGACACCCUUCAGGCAGCAUGAGUGCCAAGGAGAUGGUAAUCGGCCUGGAGGGUGUUGAAUUGGGUGCAGAUGGCAAGACUGUUUCCUACACACAGUUCCUGUAUCCAACCAAUGUCCUGGGUCGUCGAAACACCAUUGACUCCACAUCGUCCUUCUCACAGUCCCGUAAUGCCAGUCACCGAAGCCUCAGUUUGGCACGUGCCAACAGUACCCAGAGUAACCUUGAUACAGGGAAUGAACUGGGUGAUUUCAGGGAGUACGACCCAAAUCUUCUGGAUGACCCGCAAUGGCCAUGUGGAAAGCACAAAAGAGUGCUUAUCUUUCCCUCAUACAUGACAACAGUCAUUGAGUACGUCAAGCCAUCUGACCUCAAGAAGGACAUGAAUGAGACCUUUAAGGAGAAGUUCCCUCACAUUCGGCUAACGCUGAGCAAGAUAAGAAGUCUCAAGAGGGAGGUCCGCAAACUAGCUCUGGAGGAGUGUGGAUACGAGGAGUCCACAGUGGCCAUGGCUUUCGUUUACUUUGAGAAGCUGGUAUUGCAGGGUAAACUCCACAAACAGAACCGUAAGCUCUGCGCUGGGGCCUGCAUCCUGCUGGCAGCCAAGAUCGGGGGAGACUUAAAGAAACACGAAGUCAAGAUUCUCAUUGAUAAACUGGAGGAGAGGUUUAGGGUGAACCGACGAGAGCUGAUCGCCUUCGAGUUCCCCGUUCUGGUGGCCCUGGAGUUCAACCUGCACCUCCCUGAGCAUGAGGUCAUGCCCCAUUAUAGACGCCUCCUGCAAAACUCCUAGCAAAAGCCCCCCAUCAGGGGAGUCCUCCUCUCCUGAUCAUUUCAUCCCAAGAUAUCCUCGGCCCUAUGCACAUCACCAACAUCCACAAUCAUCUGCAGAUGUUGGAAUGAAGACACUAUUUCACCUGUUUUCAAAGACGUCUUUUUAGCCAAAGUGACAACUUUAUAUUGACCAUUUGUUUUUACCUUUAAAAGCUACUUUCUGAAGGGACUAACUUUACUUUAAAUGUUUCUUUAGUUUAAUUUUGCCUGUUCAUUGCCUGUUACGCUAAGGUGCAAUUGCAUUUUAAACUCAUAUGCUGUUUUUUGUUUCAGUAGAAGAUUAAAGGGAGAUUUUUUAAGAUCUUCACACAGACCUUUGCUUCCAGAUGCUUCACGAGAUCACACACUACAAAAAGAACAAAAAAAUGUGACUCCUGAAGGUGCUGGGUACUUUUUUCUUUUUGGAGUAUGACAAAUGUGGUCUCUGUGGUUGUACGGAAAAGAGCAGUGUGAAGAUUUUUUUAAUAUCUUUUUUUGUAUUCUAGAGAAAUAAAAACAGCAUAUCAGUUAGAAAAUGACGAUGAUCGUUUUGUUUUGAGCUCAAUCAUUCACAAUACCUGACCACCCGUAUUCUGAACAAAUUUAAGCUGUUUGAGUUUGCUGUUAUUGCCACAGAUUACAGUAUUCCUGUAUUUUCCUGUUCGGAACGUUCACAUCUUCCUUCAUCUCUGCCAAGUAUGAGUCGUUUCUCCGCACUUGAUCUCUUGGUUGAAAGCCUUAAAGAGUCGAAUGAUCUUAAACCUUUUCUCUUACGUACUACAAGUGCACUUUUGGGUAUGGCGGACCUGUAUGGCACCUAAAGAAGCUCUAGGUGGAGGGGUCUUCAUCUCAUUCCUUUAUUUACAUUCGUUUUACCAGCAUUCCCUCUUUUACUAUCACUACCAGGCAAAAACGUGUCGCAGAGAGUAACAGCGGCGUCUUUGGUGGGAGUUUUAUGCAGUACUUAAGGGGCAGGUUGACGUCCCCCUGAUGUUUUUCUACUCUUGUGUGUUGAUUUUGACAAUGUGGUGGUGUGGCUUGCUGCACUCUUGGAUUAAUGUGUUGGUGCUCUAUAUUAGAGUGUAUUCUGAGUACAUUUGUAGUGCUGCACUAUAUGAAGCAACAUCAGGUCAUAUCGCUGAAAGUCAACGCUAACUGUGUUGCCUAAGUGGGAACAGCAGAGUGGAAAGGUCAUCUAUGUGACUAAUACGCUACGGUGUUGACUAAUGCAUGCACACCAAAGCAGUGUUAAAAGUGACUUUCAAAUCAUCAUUUGUUUGAUUUGAUUAAUUUAAAUCGGUUUAAAUCAGUUUCUGUUUGACUUUUUUUGUAUCACAGUUGCUGGUCCAUAUGUUUGUGUAAGCUGGAUUUGUUUCACAGCACAGUCUGUGUAAUUACAUUCGCCCGUAUGUUCUUUAAGAAGUAUGUCUAAAGUGUGUUAUGUUCACUAUGCACUACUCGGUUCCACAAAUCAGUUUCGAGCAAGAGUUAUAGACUGACACUUCUGAACUUCUCAAUGACAAGGAAAUAAACACUUUUAGAUUAACAAUGGAAAACUUGCAUUGUUACCCGCAUUGUAAGAUAAAUAAUGCCUAGAAUGUGACGACUUUGUGGCAAAGUUAUUGCGAAUAAGAUUUGGCCUUUUGAAAUGCACUUUAGGAUUUGUUAGCAAGUUACUUGGAUGCCCAGAACCGAUGAAACGUUUGUAAAAUGCAAAACCAUUUGUGUAAAUAUGCUGCUUUGCUUGUUCAAUUAAAAAACUAAAUUUUGACCUUUAUUGUGAGGCUGUGCUAAUUUUAGAAGUCUUAACUACAUUACAUAUUCUUAUAAAUUGUCAUACCAUACAUUUUAUCUUUGGCCUUGGAAUAUUUUAACAUUAUACCUUUGAUAGGAAUUAGAAGACAAAAUGCAGCAUAUGCUACACGUGUCUUAAAAGCUGCUUUAAGGUUCAUUCAAAUGGAUGGUGAAUUAUUAUUUUAUACUCCAAACAUGAGUAGUUAUUUUGAUCAUUGAGAUGUACAAUAAA